AUUCUCUUCAGGAGAUCGCCGCCGCAAAUAAAAUUGAUUCAAACUCCAGGUAACUCCGUUAAUCUUAUUAGACAUCAGAACUGGAGUGUUUACAAUGUUAAGGAUUUCAUUCUGGUUGGUUAAAAUUAUGAAAAGAAGUCAAUUCAGUCAGUAUUUCUAGUGUACAGAUCUGCAUCAAUGCUCGGGAAUAUCACCAGUUAAUUCAACCACCAGUUAAACCGACACACCGGCUGCUGCGCCUCGGACCCGCGCUCCCCUGGAAGGCAGCGCAGCGCCGGAGCCGGAGCCGGAGCCGCAGAAGCAAUUCCUCCCCCCUUCUGCAGACCCCCCAGAACCAGAGCAGCCGGACACAACUGUUGUUCAAAGCGACACUCUCCCCAACGCCGAGAUCUCUGCAGAGACUUCACAAUGCAAUCGACCCGCCAUCAUACUCACCGCAGAAAACAAAGGACAAACCACAGGGAACGCACACAACAUCCUGAUAGAUUUAUGUGAACUGUUUAUCAUAUCAAACGCUGCUGGACCUUGCAGUAGAUCCAGUGUUGUUCUGUUGUUUGACUGACUGAUGUUUCUUUCAUCCAGAGAACCAAUAAACUGCUACAUCCUCAAGUUCCUGUGAAGCUGUUACCAUGACAACGAACAGCUCGUCCAAAUAUAAUGACAUCAUCUCUAAAAGUGUUCUGAUCCAAUCAGGAUCUCCCGCUGUCUACCAGCUGAAACCAAAGAAAGAGAAGAUUGGAACUCUAACAAGAAUGACUCUUGGUGAAAAAGAUGUGAACAAGACAAACAGAACCAUUUUACUUGUUGGUGAAACAGGAACAGGAAAAUCUACUCUGAUCAACACUCUGGUCAACUACACCAUGGGAGUGAAGUGGGAGGACGAUGUCUGGUUUCAGAUCGUAGAGGACGAGCAGAGAAGUCAGUCAGAGAGUCAGACAUCAGAUGUGAUCGUUUAUGAGAUCUUUGGUUUUGAAGAUAAAACUCUGCCCUACUCUCUGACCAUCAUCAAUACUCCUGGAUACGGAGAUACCAGAGGGAUUGAACAAGAUGACAUCAUCAGUCAGAGAUUAUUUGACUUGUUCCGCUCAGAGGACGGAGUCCAUGAGAUCAAUGUAGUGGGUCUGGUGCUGAAAGCUACAGAAUCUCGACUUAAUGACCGACUGUCAUACAUCUUUAAUUCAGUGGUGUCUCUGUUUGGAAAAGAUGUGGAGAAGAACAUUGUUGCCCUCAUCACUCACUCAAAUGGAAGAAAACCUAAAAAUGUUCUGAAAACCCUCGAGGAUGCAAACAUUAAGUGUGCCACAGAUGAAAAGAAUCAGCCUGUUUACUUCCUGUUUGAUAACUGUCAGGAUGAAGACAGGACAGAGGACACAGAAUACCUUAAACAUGCAGAUAAAAUAUCAACAAAAGGACUGAGACAGUUCACAGACUUUCUGGAAAAAACUAAACCUCAAAAGCUGAAGACAACUGUGGACGUUCUGAAUUCACGAAUCAGACUGACAGCCUGCAUCCAAAACCUGAAAGAGAGAGUUGAGUUUAUUGAACUAAAACAGAAAGAAAUCCAACAGACUGAGGAAGCUCUGAAGAAAUAUGAACAAGAGAUGAAGAACAAUGAGAAGUUCACUGUAGAAGUUGAUGAGGUCUACAAAGAUAAACAACCUAUUGAUGGUGGGAUGUGGUGGUUGGUGUUUUAUGAAGCAGCUGUCUGCUGUACAGUCUGUGAAGAGAACUGUCACUAUCCUGGAUGUACAAUGGCCUGGAAACCAGGACACUGUGAGGUCAUGAAAUGGGGCCACUGCACUUCAUGUACCAGGAAGUGUCCUGUAUCAGAUCAUGUGAAAGAAAAGUGGAUCUAUGUGAACAAGACAAGAAAAGUUCAGGAGACCUCAGAAGAUGUGAAAGAGAAGAAUGAAAAGAACAAGGCAGAAAGAGAAAGAGGAAGAGAUCUAAAAAAGGAAACAGAAGAACUUCAGAAAGAUAAAGAUCAGUGGUUGGAAGAGUCCUUCCAGUAUGUUGUCAGACUGGAGCAGAUCGCCCUGAAUACUGAUUCACUGUCCACUCUUGUCCACUUGGACUUCCUGAUUGAGAAGAUGAAGGAGAAAGGAGACACAGAGAAGGUCCAGAAACUGGAAGAGAUGAAAAGACGAGUGGAUGAAGGAACCAGAGCAGCACUGCGGUAGAAACAAUCAGCAGCUGGUGAAGAAGCAAAGAAGAAGUAGAUUCUUUGAAGUGUGAUGUUGAUGGAAUAACUACCAUUCAUUCCAUUCAGAUAAUCAAGGGCCUAUCAUACAUCUGUAACUGAAAGAGUAACUCCAAGUAGGUUCUCUUAGAGAACACAGGUUUCUCUGCCAUGUGACCAGCUCCCUCCCUACCCUAUAUAUCACAAACUAAUUACAAAGUCAUCUUUCUUUAGUUUCUUUUUGUGGGUUUAAUGUUUUAUUUUUCAUGUAAUUUUCAGUCAGUACAGCUGAUUUACUCUGAUGUUGACACAAAUAUCAGUUAACACAUCCCUGACAUACAUGACAAAUAUACAUAUAAUAUAUACAUAUAAAGUAAUUAAACAUUAUGUUUUUUUCUCGUUUUAAUCAGUUUGUCCAGAAGAUAUUACAGAACUGUAGACAUAUUCUGUUUUGCUGGAGGUUAAAUCUAAUGUACUGUACUGUAAUUUCUUAAUGUGUCUUUAUGCUCGAGUGACUAAUAAAUAUUUCAGAUAACACAGGGUAUGUGGAAACAUUUUGAUCAGUUUAUAUUGUACCAUAGUUUUUAAGAAGCCAUAUUUUU
Dicentrarchus labrax (European seabass) is the source of this 2781-nucleotide messenger RNA. RefSeq lists its product as uncharacterized. The record is from RefSeq and is a predicted model, not a curated record. Bases 630 to 2180 code for a protein of 516 amino acids. Gene Ontology annotation, molecular function: GTP binding. NCBI's taxonomy places the organism in Eukaryota, Metazoa, Chordata, Actinopteri, Moronidae. The transcript is spliced from 4 exons.